Penicillium manginii is the source of this 1212-nucleotide messenger RNA. RefSeq lists its product as uncharacterized. NCBI's taxonomy places the organism in Eukaryota, Fungi, Ascomycota, Eurotiomycetes, Eurotiales, Aspergillaceae. The record is from RefSeq and is a predicted model, not a curated record. The transcript has a single exon. The coding region runs from base 1 to 1212 and encodes 403 amino acids.
AUGACAACUGCGGGACUCGAGACAUUUUUCAACUCGAGUGCAUUCUUCUUCUUUGCCGUUAUCCUUUUCUGUCUCAUCCUCCUGACACCAGCCGACGCCAUCUAUCAGUGCUACGAGACCGAUCGACUCACGAAUAUCUUUUUCAUAACCGGCGCCUAUGUGAUAACAUUCUUCCUUGCGGUUUUAAUAUAUGCGACACGUAUUUAUACAAAUCGCAGCACCCUGGCUGGCAUUCCGAAAGCUUGGAUUCCCGUCGAGAAGGAAGACCUGAGCAAGAGUGUGAGGCAUAUGGUCAAGGAUGGAAUAGCCAAAAGUGUGGUUCUCGCGUAUCAGGCUCGACCGCGUGAUACCUCAGAAGAAAUUGGGAGUUUCCAAAACCACAAGGAUCUUCUGAUCAACCCCAAACACCCGCCAUGGGGUCGCGUUGAGCACCCUGGCUGGUCAUCACCCGCCUCGCCCGACCUACCCAACUUACCAUACCGCACUGUCAUCCAAGAACUACCCAACCUAAUCGAGGCGAAAGCCGUAUCACUCGCCCCUCCCGACGCACUAUACCCUCAUGACCUGAAUCCUUUUGACCCAACCAGCGAGGUCGCAAUGGAGUCUUUACCAGAUACACGCGUGGUGGAAGUGCUUCAGCGGCCGGGCUCUAUGGGCUUACGCCAAUACAUCAGUCAUCUCACGUUUCUAGGAGUGGUCAAUCCACCCGAAAUUGGAGCUGAAUUCUUAGCGCUCUAUGAGCGAGCACGAUUUUCUUCCCAUCAGUUACACGAAACGGAGUUCCGCGACCUAAUGCACCUAUUUGCGGAGAUUCUACGGGGAAUGACAGCCCCGACACAGCCAGCCAUUGAGGAAAUCCGAGACAGCGCAAGCUACCACCGGACGGAAACCGAGUCAGUUAUCGGACCCUCUGACGAGGAGGGAGAGACGGAUACUGUGGAUAAUUUUGAUUAUGAAGGAACCUUUACACCGGUGCGAAGCAAUAGUCUGCACCCGUCGAAUGCGUCGACAUGGGACACACAGUCAGGCUACGAUACUGCACCAGCAGUUCAAAGCCCCGCUUCGGGUAUGUCGCCGGUGAGCAGUGUGCGGUCACUGCAGCGUGUACAGUCGGGCCAGUCUGGUAGUUCAGGAGGAAGUGUGAUUCGGCUGACCCAGCCGCAAAAACCGGGGGAACUGCCAUAUAGCUUCAACUAUGCAGGCCGUAGAUAG